AUGAAAUAUCGUUGUCUUCGUUUUGACUUGAAAGAAUGGAAUGAGACAAGAAUACCGACGCGGGAUAGCUCGAAUAGACACUGGAUGCCAUCAUUUAUGAAACAUCGCCCUUUGCUCGGUGGUCGAGAUUUGAUGAGACCGCUACUUUGUGCUAGCGACGAGGUGCAGCAAUUUGGUGAUUGUCAAGUUCAAGGAAUCAAAUUUGACGGAACGUUACUAUACUUUAUGCUCAAAAAUGUCACCAAAGAAAAAAUGACGGCCUCAUUUUCGCGUUGGGAACCAUACAAAGCAGGGUUGCGAUUCCUUUACCCCGGUCGCGACAAUCGAUAUUAUAUUGGUAGAAAGCAUGUCUUCACUUCGGGGCAAACCACAGAAAUGGGGAUCAGCUUUCGAAAUCCACGUUGCCUUCAGAAACUAGAUGAAUGGAAAAACAUGCCAUCGCCACAAAUUCCAUACGUGCUCAUUGAAAUAAAAUCGAAUACCAAGGCCUUCAACUUUUACGUCGCAUUUAACCUCAUAAAAAGUACAUGGAUGCCCUCGUUUACUACUGAAGAACCUUUCACAGGCCCAUUCAGGACAACAACAACCCAACGGGCAGUCUCGGCCCAUGAUGUUUUGUGUGAUGGAUCAGGCCAUGUGUACCUACAAGGAAAUCAAAUGGGAAUCAGUCUACUCUGCGUGUUUUACGCUUUCUUCGGCGCUACCGCUAUCAAUUGGAAUCCAAUAACUGGUAGAUCGACGCGUUCACUAACUUUAAACCACACUUCUUCUUCGUCAACAAAGGUCUUCUUCGUCUUAAAGAAGAAAAUGGUACUUCGGGAAAUAAUUCACCUGUUAACUGAGGAAAAUAAAAUUAGCAGUGGAGCUUUUGGAGCUGUUUACCGUCUUGAACACACAGAACCGCCUAGUGUCUUCAAAUUGUUUCAUCGAACUCCACAUGCAUCAUCGGAUUUAAAAAUCGAAUAUACGGCACUCGAGAAACUGCGACACCCAAACAUUGUCCAAUAUUUUGGUUUUCACGACGAGAUCAUCGACAAUCAUCACUACCGUGGCCUCCAAAUGGAAUACUGUCAGCAUGGGGCGUUAAGUCAAAUCAUUUUUCGACCAUCGAUGAUCUAUACAAUCUACACGGUUGUUCAAUGGGCGGAGCACCUCUUCAAGGCGCUUGUAUAUUUGGAGAAGAACGGAAAGAUCCAUUGUGAUAUCAAAGUAGACAACAUAUUGGUGAGCGGAGGCUUUGUGUUAAAAUUGGGUGAUUUGGGGCUCGUGAAAUCGGUCAUUGAAACCAGCACAGUCUCGAUCCGGGGCACUCCACGCUACAUGGCACCAGAAAUUCUCUACAAUGACGAGCAAGGAAUCAAGAAAGACACGUCAAAGAGAGACAUUUGGGGUGUCGGCCUAGUUUUAUGGGAAAUCGUUGAACGAAGAAAGGUGUUGGACAGAAGUCCAACGGUAGAUUUUCGUAUUUGGCUGUUACAAACACAAGAGUGCUUACAGUGUCCCGAAGACUUGAAGUCGAUCAUUAUUGGAUGUUUGUGCUACGAUUACAAAGAAAGAGCAACUGCGGCUGGAUGUUUGGAAAAGUGCUCAAGUCUGAAAGAGAAAAUUACCAGAAUUUCAAACGAAAAUUACAAACGAAAAUUACAAGAAUUUCUUCCCUUCGAUAACAAUAAACAAAAAACACUCUUGAGGCCAAUCGGUUUUGAUGGAUCUGAGGAAUUGGUAGCUGUAGAGCCAAAUGAUGACUCUUUCCUCCCACCAGCCCCCUCCAUUUUGAACCGAUCUGCAACUUUCACAAAAGUUAAUAAUAAAUCGAAAAUCGACCAAAAAGAAGUUGAUCCACAAAAAAUUCUUGAAGAGAAAUACCCAGAAUUGAAGAAACUGCUUUCACUUCGACUAAAGGAUCCAAAAAUUGCUCGGCUUCAAGAAUUUUUCCGACAACUUCCCACGGAACUCAUUGUAGAAUAUGCCGAGAUCGCGCACGAGAGAAUCGUCGCAAAAGCUAAAGAUAUCACAAUUUUUGAAAUGAAAAGGGAGCACAGGUCGAGCUUUUUCGAGGAUCAAAUUUUGGAGGACGAAGGUGAUGGAGGAAGUGGUGGAGAGGAGAUGGAUUUGAAAGAUGAGGUUGCAUUUCUAGCCAGUGAAGCAGCGGAGAGGUGCUGCCUUAAACUCGAAAUUCACUACUUUCGCGCCAUUCGCUUCAUCUGGACUUUCCGAGAGGGUAGCUUCGGAAAUUGGUUUGUUCGAAAGGAACUGAGCGAUUUGAUUGCCUUGUUUGAAGUGUGGAGAUCAAUCGUUCAAAAGCGCUUCCAUUUCCGCAGCUUUUUCUCAAUGUCAACAAAAGAGGAAUGGUUGUUGGGGGGAAAAAUCUCCAACAAUCGAUGUCUAUUUGUGCGCAAAGAUUUGAUGAAUGCAAAGAUCUGGCUUGGCUCGUGGCAAGACGAAGAAAAUAGCGAUAACUGUAAAGUGCGAUGUUUCAAUGAAAAUUUUGAGUUGCUCGAGCUCGAGGUAUCGCCGGAGGAGCUCGAUGUCAAUAACUUUCAUAAAUUGAACAUCUUUGAAUUCAUUGAAAAUCAGCAUACGAAUAGUCUACUUAAAUCGGUGGCUGCGAUGUUUGAAGAGUUGGAUGUUGAAGAGUUGAAUGAUCAAACUGAACCGACGAGUCGAGCAAAACGAAUCGCUUACAAAGUCGGGAAAAAGUUGGUCGCUGAUCAUUUUCAAGGCGACGAAAACCCAAGCUUUAAUGCGGUACGAGAAGCAAUAAUGAAGCAAGCAAAAGCUGCAAGAUUACCAGUGCAAGUCUGGGAAAAUUUUACUACCGGGAAUCCGUCUUCAUCUGAACGACAAGCAUCAAAAAUCUAUCAUUUGGAAGUGCCACCACACUCUGAUGAAAUCAAAUUCCAAGCGUUUCUUGCUGAAAUCAAAAACAAAGGCAUGAAAAAGUCUAAAGAAAAAUACGGUACAGUGGAUGAUUUCAAGAAAAGACAAAAUAAAGCGUUCGCGCUUGUCAUUCAAACACUGUAUGAUUGGAGUAAUCGUUGCUGUUUAGGCUGUCUCAUAAAAGGCGUUAAAGUUGUCAAAAUUUUCAAGGAAAUUCUCGCUUUUGCUGGUCCACACACCUAUGUCACUUUGCGUGUUUUCUUGCACAAUGAGACGAGUUGUGUGUACCUGGGUGAAGCCUAUGGUCAUCAUCAUUUUUGUGAACUCGACUUCAAGACUGCCAUCAUUUUAGAUGGCUUCUGGAAAUCGCUAGAAACUUUCCAAGCAAGAGAUCCAAUAACACGACAAGUCAAAGACAUCGAGUUUAAAGGAAUUGCAAAAGUCAAUCUGAGUCUAAUAAAUAAACAAUUGAUCGAGCUGAUGAAUGAAGUGAAAAAACGAGCCUUGCAAAUCAAGCACCCGUUCAAAAUCAGCGAAACAGAAAGUUUUUUCCUUCUCGACUUACAACCGAAUCAAGAUUGUAUCAGCUCAAAUCCUGGGCCAAGCUCAAAAAGUGAUGGUCAACAGUUCAAACUACUGUAUCUCAGCUAUGCUCGUCUUUAUCUUUCCCUUUGUCGCGUUCUUACUCAAGCACAAAGUCUACAUGAUUAUUUGGACUUAAUCAAAAUAAUUGUAGAGAUUGUUGAAUUCAAGCAAAUCGUAAAACGGGUUGAUAAUCUUUGCCCAAAACACUUUUUCUUUAUAAAGCUAAACAAGGAAAGAAACGUUGUCAUCGUCAACUUGCAUCCAUUUGAAAAAGAUGAUGUUGAGCACUUUCACGUGCUACUCCUCGAUCUCGACUCAAUGUCGUUUUCCCGUGAUGAUUUUUCUUUUACUGAAUUAUUGCGAGCAAGCGAGGAAACACAUUUUCAUAAACUUCAUCUAAUAGAGUUUCUUUCUUUUAAUUUAAUUGAAAAGCUUUUUACCGUAUUUUCAACAAACUAUCAAAAUCGUAAUGAUCUGUGUCCAUUUUUGAAGAACCUUUGCAUCGAGUCGGACAACUUAGACGUGUACUUGUCGAUGACUCUGGGAGUGUGUCUUGAGUUUUUCAACGAAGAAGAACAAGGAUCAGGAAGAGAUCCUCAUUUCAAUCCACUUGAAAAGAAGAGCAAAUCACCGAUGAAGCUCGAACUGGCCAGGCAACUACUCUAUGCUUUGAAAGCAUUG
Messenger RNA from Mesorhabditis belari, 4146 nucleotides. The record is from the annotation of a GenBank genome assembly. NCBI's taxonomy places the organism in Eukaryota, Metazoa, Nematoda, Chromadorea, Rhabditida, Rhabditidae.